Molecule: messenger RNA, 2762 nt
Organism: Oncorhynchus tshawytscha (Chinook salmon)
Lineage: Eukaryota; Metazoa; Chordata; Actinopteri; Salmoniformes; Salmonidae
Product: angiopoietin-related protein 7
Exons: 8
Coding region: 275-1576 (433 amino acids)
Source: RefSeq, a predicted model, not a curated record
UAACAUGUCCACUGUGUUACAGCCACACUGCUCUAAAUCACUCUUUCACAUAGAGAGAUAGAGAGAAAGAGAGGUGGAGAUUGGAGGAGAGAAGGAACGACGGAGACGGAGAGGAAUGGGGAGGGUCUUACGACCAGGAUGGUGUAAGGACAGGGGUGAGAGACUGGCCAGGAGAGAGAGAGAAAGCUAAACCUGAACCUGAACCUGCCAGUCUCCAGAGCCAGACAGACCACUCUCUCUGACCAAGCUAGGACGUUCCAACCAGAGGAGAACAAUGGCCUUCCUACCCCCUCACUGUACCCCCCUCUUGGGCUUGUGGCUGGCUCUGUAUGUCCUCCUGGUCCGGGAGGUCCAUGGAGAAGACCCCACUAGUCAUCAGAUUGGCGGUGGUGGCGGGGGCUCCCAGUGCGGGGACUACAGUAACCAGGUGAUGGAGGAUGGGAUGUGCCGUCUGGUGGCCACCCUGCCCCAGACCGAGGACCAGCGCUGUCCAGACAUGUUCCGUUGCACAGACGAAGUCUCCUAUUGGCUGCAUGAGAACGAGGAGAGGAAACAGCAGAUUCUGUCGCUGAGGGAGACCAUCUCAGAGCUUCAGGAGGAGCUGAGGAACCACAGGCACCGCGUCAAGGUUCUGGAGCUGCAGAGCGAGGAGAAGACCCGAAUUAACUCAUCCUUGGAGCAUCGUUUCCAUGAAUUGGAGACUCACUAUGCCGAGGCCACCACACUAGUGCACUUACAAGGGACCCUCAUCUACGACCUUCAGGCCCAGAUCCAUAACCUGUCUCGGCUAGUAGAGAGUGUACGGAGGAACCCUGGCUGUAUGAUCAACAUUGUCGGUACCAGCCCUCAGAUGAGUUCAGAGGAGGCCCUGCAUCCAGAGGUACAGCAUGUGAGGAACUGUCCUAUAGAUUGUGCGUCUAUCUACUAUAACGGUGUGAGGCGCUCUGGUCUUUACACGGUGGUGCCUUCACUGGGGGUUAUGCCUGUCGAGGUUUACUGUGACAUGGAGACAGAGGGUGGUGGCUGGACGAUGCUCCAGCGGCGUGUGGAUGGCUCUGUGACCUUUGACCGGAGCUGGAGGGAGUAUAAGGACGGGUUUGGUGAUAUGCAUUCUGAGUUCUGGCUGGGUAACGACCACAUCCAUGACCUGACCAGCCAGGGAGACUAUAGCCUCAGGAUUGACCUAGAGGACUGGAGCAACAAGCACAAACACGCCCUCUACCAGAGCUUCAGUGUGGAUGGGGAGGACAGCCAGUACUGUCUCCAUGUGUCUGGGUUCAGUGGGACGACGGAGGACUCAUUCAGCUGGUACCAUGACAAGCAGGGCUUCAGCACCCCCGACACUGGCAACAUCUGUGCUGAGAUAUCCCACGGAGGCUGGUGGUACAACCAGUGCUUCUACGCCAACCUCAACGGAGUCUACUACAGAGGAGGCCGGUAUUCCCCCAAGGGGAAGAACCCUCUAGGACCAGACGGAAUCGUGUGGUAUUCCUGGAAGGACUCGGACUACUACUCUCUAAGGAAAGUCAGUAUGAUGAUCCGCCCACGUACCUUCCGCCCACGCAUGUCGCCCUGAGAAACCACCGCAUGGCCAUGACAACCACCCCUGAUGACGGUCAGGCUCCAUAAUGGCUCGUCUGAUCUGAUGACAUCACCACAGACGUACAUGCUCCACACUUUUACAGUGAAAUGUGCUGUAAACCUUACUCACCGGUCUGGAGAUGGAUUUUCAGUGUGUGCACAUAUUUCUGAAUGUGUGUGGAUAUAUUUUUGCAUAAUGUUUAAAUUUGCAUUUGUGGCCAUGCCACCAAUAAGCCUGACAGGCACAGGAGGCUGGUGAGGCGAGGACGGCUCAUAAUAAUGUCUGGAAUAGAGUGAAUGGAAUAUUAUCAAACACAUGGAAACCACAUGUUUGAUACCAUUCAAUUUAUUCCAUUCCAACCAUUACUGAGCCCAUCCUCCCAAAUGAAGGUGCCACCAGCCACCUGUGCUCAGUGAGAAGCUCAGUCCUGGAUACUGUGGCAUGUUGUACUAAAGUCUUCUGACCAAUACAGACACAGCAACAUAUAUUGUCCAGUGAACUCUGAGAAACAAGUAUUGAAUGGAAGGUGUGGCACACGUCGAGAAGUCCUUUGUGUGUGUGUUGACCUGUCUAGAAGAUGGCUGGAGUUACAUAGAUUCCACAGUCCUGUACUAUAAUAACAUGACUGUGCCAAACUAACAGCCUAUUGCUGGAGGGAUGAAGGGGAACUUCCCUCCUAUAGAUCCACAGGCAGGUGGACAAUAUACUAUACAGUACAUAAAAUGCUAUAUAUUAUACCAUACAUAAUAUAUAGAAGAGAAAAGACACUGUUUAAACUGCAAUGUGUGUUAGUGUGAAGACUAAGGGCUGAAUCCCAACUAGAAAAACACAAAACUCAGAUUAAUGUAAAUAUAACGUUCUUACCUUUUAGCUCUUAACCAGACUGACUUAAAGGAGCAAUUAGGGUUCAGUACCUUGCUCACGGACACAGACAGAUUUUUCACCUUGUCGGCUUGGGGAUUCAAACCAGCGAACUUUCGGUUAUUGGCCCAACACUAUUAACCACUAGGCUAACUGCCGCUGUUCUUAAACUGCAGUUAGCAUUCAAACACAAGGAAGUGUGGGUGUUUACGGCCUUGUGUGCAGAUUGAGAUAUUUACCUAUUUGUGUGUGUAGAUUGAGAUACACUACAUGACCAAAAGUAUGUGGACACCUACUUGUCGAACAUCUCAUUCCAAAA